AUGGCCGCGAAAUCUUGGAACCCAUUCUCGUGCUGCGUCGGCGGCAGCAGAGUGGCGGAUGACGGCUACCACGACCGCACCUCGCGGCAGCGUAUCGGGCGGAGCGUGAAAGGAUGCCCGAGGUCGUCGUCGAGAAUGUCCUUCAAGAGCCUGAGCUCGUCGGGGACGCUGUCGCCGGAGGACCUGUCCAUCACGCUGUCCGGGUCCAACCUGUACGCCUUCACCUACGCCGAGCUCCGCGCCGCGACCGGGAGCUUCUCGCGCGCCAACUACCUCGGCUGCGGCGGCUUCGGACCGGUCUACAAGGGCGCGGUCGACGACAAGCUCCGCCCCGGGCUGGCCGCGCAGCCCGUCGCCGUCAAGUACCUCGACCUGGACUGCGGCACGCAGGGACACAAGGAGUGGCUGGCUGAGGUUUUCUUCCUUGGGCAACUGAGGCACAAGAACCUGGUGAAACUGAUCGGCUACUGCUACGAGGACGAGCACCGGAUGCUGGUCUACGAGUUCAUGAGCGGCGAGAGCCUGGAGAAGCACCUCUUCAAGAGCAUAAAUGGCUCUCUCCCGUGGAUGACAAGGAUGAAGAUCGCUGUCGGCGCGGCCAAGGGCCUUGCCUUUCUCCACGACGCAGACCCGCCGGUGAUCUACCGCGACUUCAAGGCCUCCAACAUCUUGCUCGACUCGGAUUACAACACCAAGUUGUCCGACUUUGGGCUGGCCCAGGAUGGGCCCCAGGGUGACGAGACACACGUGACAACACGUGUCAUGGGGACGCAUGGUUAUGCAGCGCCAGAAUAUAUCAUGACCGGCCACUUGACUGCCAAGAGCGAUGUAUAUAGCUUUGGUGUAGUGCUCCUGGAGCUCCUCUCCGGGCUGCGAUCAGUGGACCGUGCACGACGGCUGAGGGAGCAGAACCUGGUGGCUUGGUCUAGACCAUACCUAAAGCAACCUGACAGAUUGUACAAAGUCAUGGACCCAACUCUCGAGUGUCAAUACUCAUGCAAAGGCGCCGAGGUGGCAGCACUGGUGGCAUACAAGUGUCUCAGCCAGAACCCAAAGUCUAGACCCACCAUGAGGCAAGUGGUAAAAGCCCUCGAGCCCGUCCUCGGCAUGGAAGACUUCUUUCCCGUGGGCCCAUUUGUGUUCACAGUCAUUGUGGAGGAGGACAAGGUAGUGGACAUGAAGGUGGAGGUCGAGGAGAAGCACCAACACCAUCACCAGAACCAUCAAGACAGGCACCGACAGAAGUAUCCCGACUCAGCAAUCCAUGCCGGCAUUGUGCUUCGCGGCCGCAAUGGGUUCACUACCGGUUUUUGGAAAGGUCUCGGGGGCCUCACGCCCAUCUUUCUUCUUGAUAGUGACAACGGGUACUGA
Messenger RNA from Triticum turgidum subsp. durum (durum wheat), 1371 nucleotides. Lineage: Eukaryota; Viridiplantae; Streptophyta; Magnoliopsida; Poales; Poaceae. The record is from the annotation of a GenBank genome assembly.